Molecule: messenger RNA, 1572 nt
Organism: Neoarthrinium moseri
Lineage: Eukaryota; Fungi; Ascomycota; Sordariomycetes; Amphisphaeriales; Apiosporaceae
Exons: 1
Coding region: 1-1572 (523 amino acids)
Source: RefSeq, a predicted model, not a curated record
AUGCCCAAGGUGCGCUCCUCUCGCCGCGUGCCCCCCCUGAAAGAGAGCGACAUCGACCAUGAGAUAAACCUUGUCGACCACUCGGUUGCCGGCUCUAGCAGGGCCGUCUCCCCGAGCCCGGACGACGAUGCCGACCACGACAAUACCCUGACCUCAUUCGAGAGCCGCGCUCCCCUCGCUGAUGCGGCCGCCCCGCUCGCCAGCGCCGACCGGGACCAGGCUGCCCAGGAGUCGGUACCGGGCCAACAAAAGGCGGGAGAAGAUCACAAAAACGACACGGCUCGAGACAGGCCAGCGACACCUACCGUAGAGCCCCCCACGCCGGCUCCGGAGGGAGGGCCCUCGGCCACGACAGAGCAUCACACUGAGCCCUUGCCAUCCGGGAAUGGGGUGAAGAAGCAGGCGUCCAUAGACCAAGUCAAGAGACACCCGCGCCCAAGGACGCCUGAGACGGCCAUAGAUAUUCUUUACGAGAACGAGCGCGGCGGUUUCUUCUGCGGCAUCCCCCUUUUCUCGUCCGCUGCCCUGGGCAAUCUUGACCCGGCCCCCUGGACCAACUCCGCCCACAAGCCGAGCCCGACCAACAUCAGGACGGCCCAGGUGCCGGACCCGAGCUGGCAGUGGGCAUGGCCGAGCUGGCGGGUGAACCACGACGACGCCAUCGAAGCCGACAAGGACGGCUGGGAGUACUCGUUCAUGUUCGCCCGGAAGUUCUCCUGGCACGGCCCGCGGUGGUACAACAGCUUCGUCAGGAGGCGGGCGUGGAUACGCAGGAGGAUCAAGAAGGACCACGGUCCCGAGAUCGGCGACCCGCACCUCCUGAACAUGGACUACUUCACCGUCACCUCGCCGGCCGCCAAGCGCCACUCGCGGCACGGUAGUAGCGUCACCGGGGCGAGCGAGAGGGCCUCGCGCGCGAGCGUCUUCACGGCCGACGACGACGCGAUCGAGCUGCAGUUCGACAUCGAGGACAUCGAGACCCUGCUGGAGCUGCUGCGGCGCUCGCGGAUCGACCGCGAGAAGCUCGACGCCGUGCAGAACUACCUCGAGCACGCCCACGACGACCUGUCGGGCCUCGAGGCGCACAUGCACGAGAUCAUGUCCAUCUUCGUGUUCCAGGCCAGCCGCCGCCUGCUGCUGACGCGGCUCAUGGAGGUCCACGACGGGUACACGCACCUGCGCCAGAAGCAGGACCAGACGGACGAGCCCAAGGGGCCCACGCCGCCGACGGUGCGGCUGCAGGCCGUCAAGUCGGGCGAGGACGACGCAGGGGGGGCAGAGGACAAAGAGACCGGGGCGUCCCCGGGCGACGACCUGACGUCCCCAGCCACGGCCAACCUACCCGCGGACGAGGACCCCGCGCGUCUGGGCCGGCGCGUGGCCAACCUGGCGGACGCCAUCAACCACGCCGACGAGGAGGUCCGCCGCCUCGAGUACUGGAGCGACGUCAAGGGCAUGGCCGAGAACGCCGCGUCGGGCGGCGCCGUCGACGAGGAGCACGGCUGGCAGGCCGGCUGGGAGGGCAUCGACCGCAGCGGCGGGCUCGGCGCCAACAAGGAGGAGCUGCCGUGA